AUGGCGCCAUUCGUUAUUCAGCCGCCGGAUGCCUUCAACGUUUCGUCGCCGAACGAGUGGUCGAAGUGGAAACAGCGUUUUGAACGUUUGCGAACCUCUUCAGGCUUGUGCGUGAAGCCCGAGCAACAUCAAGUAGACGCCCUAAUCUACAUCAUGGGUGAGCAAGCCGAGGAAAUCUACGCCACCUUCGCUUUAUCUGAAGAGAACUCCAAGAAAUUCGACGCCGUCGUGGAGCAGUUCGACGAGUAUUUUAUUCCGCGACGCAACGUAAUCUUCGAACGAGCCAGAUUCAGCACCCGACUGCAACAAGAUGGUGAGUCGGCCGAAGAUUUCGUCACUGCGCUUCACACGCUUUCGAAAGAUUGCGAGUUCAGUGCUCAUCGAGAGGAGUUCGUGCGCGACCGCCUCGUGGUUGGGAUAAAAGACAAGCAUCUAUCCGCCAGGUUACAGCUCGACGCAGAGCUCACACUACAAAAGGCUCUUAAUUCCGUACGCCAGAUCGAGAGUGUCCGUCAGCAACAAGCGGAGCUCCACCAGGAAGUGCCAUCUUUAAACAAAGUUGCAUCCGGUGCGCGGACCAGUCGACGUGCUUGA
Rhipicephalus sanguineus (brown dog tick) is the source of this 594-nucleotide messenger RNA. RefSeq lists its product as uncharacterized. Bases 1 to 594 code for a protein of 197 amino acids. The record is from RefSeq and is a predicted model, not a curated record. Lineage: Eukaryota; Metazoa; Arthropoda; Arachnida; Ixodida; Ixodidae. The transcript has a single exon.